AUGGCAAGAACAAAAUUCCGACCAUGCAUUGACUUACAUAAUGGUCAAGUAAAACAAAUAGUCGGUGGUAACAUCGAGGGAUUAUCUUCUGUUUAUGAGAUUACCUUGCUAAGAAUCGAAUUGUUGAACAGCGAGAAACCAAGCUAUUAUGCUGAACUCUACAAAAAUAAUAAUUUGACUGGCGCGCACGUGAUCAAACUAGGUGCUGGGAACGAUGAAGCGGCGAGAGAGGCUCUAGGAGCUUGGCCUGGUGGUCUACAAAUCGGUGGCGGAAUUACCGUUGGUAAUGCUGAGGAAUGGCUUAAAGCAGGAGCCGAGAAGGUAAUCGUUACAUCCUAUCUUUUUCCUGAUGCGAAAUUUUCGCUUUCGCGAUUACAAGAAUUGUGCGAAAAACUUGGCAAAGAAAAGAUCGUUGUCGAUGUUAGUUGUCGUAGACGAGAAGAAAAAUGGAUCGUUGCUAUGAAUAAAUGGCAGACUAUGACGGACAUGGAAGUAAACAAGGAAUCGUUGGAUCUAUUGGCCAAUUAUUGCAGUGAAUUCUUAGUUCAUGCCGCGGAUGUAGAAGGAUUGUGUCAGGGAAUUGACACCAAGCUUGUGGAACGUCUGGGCGAAUGGACUACAAUACCAACAACCUAUGCAGGAGGUGCAAAUUCAAUUGCUGACCUUGAAUUGGUUAACAAACUAUCAAAUGGAAAAGUGGAUUUAACCUUUGGGAG
This is a messenger RNA of Acaulospora morrowiae, 716 nucleotides long. NCBI's taxonomy places the organism in Eukaryota, Fungi, Glomeromycota, Glomeromycetes, Diversisporales, Acaulosporaceae. The record is from the annotation of a GenBank genome assembly.